Vitis vinifera (wine grape) is the source of this 1072-nucleotide messenger RNA. RefSeq names its product ferritin-like catalase Nec2. The transcript is spliced from 3 exons. Lineage: Eukaryota; Viridiplantae; Streptophyta; Magnoliopsida; Vitales; Vitaceae. Bases 47 to 976 code for a protein of 309 amino acids. The record is from RefSeq and is a predicted model, not a curated record.
UAGCCUACCUCUAACUCUUCUUCUUCUGGUAGUUGUUUUUUAUCGUAUGCCCAAAAGAAUGGCUACUAUUUCUCAAUCUUUCUUCUUCAUCUUGCCCUUUCUUCUUUAUUCGAGACUGGAUAUAGCAAGCAGUGCUCCCGGCUGUGGACCACUAGUGGCCGAUGAUGUCGACCGGAUUCAAUUUGCUCUCAACUUGGAGUUCUUGGAAGCUGAGUUUUUCUUGCAUGGCGCCCUAGGUGAAGGGCUCGACCAGGUUGCUCCGCAGUUGGCCCGUGGCGGCCCACCUCCAAUUGGUGCCAGAAAGGCCAAUCUUGAUGACUUUGAGCGUCGAAUCAUAGAGGAGUUUGGUUAUCAGGAAGUUGGCCAUCUCAGGGCCAUCACAUCUGCAGUGGAAGGACUCCCAAGGCCUCCAUUGGAUCUUAGUCCUCAAAAUUUUAAAAAAAUUUUUAAGCAGGCAAUUGGACAGGAUUUGAAGCCCCCGAUGGACCCUUACUCGAACACAGUCAACUAUCUCCUAGCAAGCUACGUAAUCCCUUAUGUUGGACUCGUUGGUUAUGUUGGCACCAUUCCAUCCCUCACCAACUCUUCUUCGCUCAGUCUGGUUGCAUCGCUGCUAGGCGUGGAAUCAGGGCAGGAUGCAGUUAUACGGGCAUUGCUGUACAAGAGAGAGAGUGAAUUUGUGCAACCCUACAACAUAACCGUGGCGGAGUUCACACGCGGAAUCUCCAAUCUAAGGAACCAGCUGGGCAUGAGUGGAGUGAAAGAUGAAGGGGUCAUCGUAGUAGACCCGCAGUCUGGGGCGGAGAACAAGACCGACAGUAACAUAUUGUCGGCGGAUGCCAAUUCACUGUCGUAUGCGAGGCAACCGCAGGAGAUUCUGAGGAUUGUGUAUGGAACUGGGAAUGAGAGCCAGCCUGGAGGCUUCCUUCCGAAGGGUGGAAUUGGCAAUAUUGCACAAGCCUAUCUUAAUUCUUAACCGAGUUUGAGGAUUUUCGAUAGUUAAUGUACGAGGUCUCGGCUAGAGCUGGGAAACCAAGUAUUAAAAAUAAACAGAACUUGGCUUUCUAAUUAA